Messenger RNA from Didymosphaeria variabile, 627 nucleotides. RefSeq lists its product as uncharacterized. NCBI's taxonomy places the organism in Eukaryota, Fungi, Ascomycota, Dothideomycetes, Pleosporales, Didymosphaeriaceae. The coding region runs from base 1 to 627 and encodes 208 amino acids. The transcript has 3 exons. The record is from RefSeq and is a predicted model, not a curated record.
AUGAAGAUCAACCCCGCACCGCUUCACCUUGCUCAGACAGUCAUCACUGGCCUUGUAGUCGCGUUCAGCGUUGCGAUUCUGGGAACCGCUGCGCAUACUCUUGACGUCUUCAACAAGCAGCAGACGUCUAACCCAUGGUGGCUUCCACUCUGGCCUCAGCACUUUGAUGUGCACGGCACAAAUGCGCUGAUCGCGUCCGCGACAGUGACUCUCGCUCUGUCUGGUGUCUUCCUCGUCAUGUCGCUCAUUCCUCAGGUCAAUCUUGCCAACAAGCACACUCUCCGUGCGCUCCUCGCCCUCGGGUCUGCAGGCCCCUCCUCCCUCCUUACUGUCGUCACUGUCAUCUAUGUGCACAUCCUGAAUGCCAAGUCUGAACUCGACACCAUCCAGACGUGGACGUGCAAAUACAAGAACAGUGCGCCCAUGCAGCAGGACAUGGCACUCGCAAGCAACAUGGGUAACGGCAACUUCACGUCGCUGUGCCACCAGAGCAAGUUUGCGCUCUACGGGACGUUGGUCGUCUUCGUGUUGUUGUGCGCCAGCAUGGGAUUGAGCGUCGUGGGAUGGAUGGCGGACAAGUGGACUGAGAGGCAGGAGCGAAAGGAGUUGGAGAUGCAGCAGUCGUGA